AUGUCUGAGCUCUACCUACUGACGUUCAAUUGUGCGCGCACCCUUGUCGAUCCUCAGGCACUUGCGCCGUCCUUUUUUGAGGCCCUGCCCAAAGGAGCGCCAUUACCAGAUCUAGUCGCAAUCUCAUUACAGGAGAUUGCGCCCAUUGCCUACUCGUUCCUUGGAGGUUCUUACCUAAAGCCAUACUUCGACCGCCUCAACACCACCGUCCAGCUUGCAGCGGAUCUGCACGGCCACGGCAGCCAGCGCUUGGAGCAUGUUGCAACCCGUAGUUUGGGCAUGACAGCCCUGAUGAUAUUCGCAAAGCCGAGGUUCACACAACGGAUACAGUGGAUACAAUCAGCAGGCGCAGGCGUCGGCUUCUCGAAUAUGGGUAACAAGGGUGCUGUGGCUAUGCGUGUCGGCGUCACAUGUCCAACAUCAGCAUCAGGGGAGACGCUGAACCUCAGCUUUGCUGCUGCUCAUCUUGCGCCGUCAGAGAAGAAUGUGGCUGCUAGGAACAAAGAUUGGGAGAAUGUCGUGCGCAAUUUGGUAUUUGCAAACCACGACGACUCUAUGUACAGCUCGAGUGAUGAAGCGCCUUUGCUGAGCUCACGCAAGGCACCAAGCGAGCAUGACGGGCUCUUUGCUCCAGGAAGUCACGUCUUCUUUUUUGGCGAUCUGAAUUAUCGCACGCACGACUCCUCGCCUGGUGAGAGUGCUCACGAAUCAUUUCCGUCCAUGGCGGCAGUCGAAUCAUCGUCGAAGCACUACUCGCAGCUACUCAGCCGCGACCAGCUGACACGAGAGAAGGAGGCUAAUCGCACCCUUCACGGGCUCGAAGAACUACCCAUCACCUUCCCCCCUACCUACAAGUACUCGACGUCACGUAGCAGCGACGACGAAUGGCAAUGGGCCAAGCACCGAUACCCGUCCUGGUGUGACAGGAUACUGUACCUGCCUUCGCAAACAUCGAAGCUCGAACCGCAGAUAUACACAGCACUGCCAGUGCAAGCGACGUCAGACCACCGACCGGUUGCGCUGUCACUGCGUGUGGAGGAUAUGCCUACCCGCGUUAGCCCGGUUGAAGCGCCUUUCCCUCUCAAUCCGGCGUGGAAGUCUAGGCAAGAGGCUGCUCGCAGGUGGGAGGUUAUGGUCGGUGCGUUGUCCUACGUCGUCCUGACGAAGAAGGGCAAUGCUAUGCUCAUUGCAUUCAUUGCAGUUCUGCUAGGCGGCUGGUAUAUGGCAGUCUUGUUCUCAAGAUGA
This is a messenger RNA of Didymella exigua CBS 183.55, 1245 nucleotides long. RefSeq names its product DNase I-like protein. The coding region runs from base 1 to 1245 and encodes 414 amino acids. The record is from RefSeq and is a predicted model, not a curated record. Gene Ontology annotation, molecular function: phosphatidylinositol-4,5-bisphosphate 5-phosphatase activity. The transcript has a single exon. NCBI's taxonomy places the organism in Eukaryota, Fungi, Ascomycota, Dothideomycetes, Pleosporales, Didymellaceae. Gene Ontology annotation, biological process: phosphatidylinositol dephosphorylation.